AUGAUUAGUGCAAAAAGUUGCUUUUACUUAAGUAUAUUGUUUCACUUCGGACUACAGGUUUGUUUUGAAGAAAGUAGAGAUUUUUUAUUAAAAGCAGUGCGAAAUAGAGGUUUGUGGGCAAAUAAUAUCACAUCGGGUCCCUGUAAUAAAAAUGGAACUAUUGUAACAACAAAUUGUGUAGAUGCCGAAUGGAACUCUUCCGCUUCCGAAUCACAACCAUGUUUACAAAUAUUACAACAAUAUGACCUCUCAGCCUGUCCACCUGGUUUUGAAAAAAUAUCAAAAAGCAAUAAUGAUUAUUGCUAUCAAAUUAAAGGUCCAUCUGCCUGGGACUAUCCUUGCUUAAAGAGUGGUGGCGCUUCUGUAAUAACGGAUUUAAGUAAUGAAGAUGCUGAUUCGUUAUUGAGUUCUGUGCGUAGCAAGAACAUAUCACGUUUUUUCUGGUUACCGGCUAAGCGGGCUAAAUUCUUAAGGCAAGUACAGUGGUAUAUUCCAGGCCCAAAAUGGGGUCAUUUCCUUGAAAGUAAUAAUAUUUUAAAAAUUCAGACAUCCAUCUUAAAGAAUUGUUUGCUACUAGAUAUUGAACAAAGAAUUUUAAUAACAGAAACAUGUACAGAAGCAUAUCCUAAUUUAUGCUUUUAUAUCAACGACUUGAAUUAUCCAGCAAAAUGUCCAGAUAGAUAUCAUUCAGUUCGUUACAUGCCUGAUGAUGGGAUCUGCCUUGGAAUCGAACAUUCUCCUACGAAUUUAUCUUACAAUUCGUUUAUUGACAGAAAUAUUUGUAAAACACCAAUGGGAAAUAAUAAAAGUAACGAUUUGACAAGAUUUAUUUUUAAAAAGAUAGCCUAUUUAAAUAAUUUACCAGAUAAUAUAUGGUGUUGGUUUGGAUCUUCUCACGUUGAUAGCGAAGUUACUACUAAUAAUACAAAUACCAGUAUGUUUAAAUAUGUUAAUGAUCCUGAAAUAUAUGUAUCUAUAAAUAAUAUUGGAACACUUAGCUUAACUACUUCUGAUUCAAUGUUACUCUCGUGUAUGGCAUGUCAAACUGAAGUGAUUUAUGAAGAGACUCAAUUAAUUUUUGAAUACAGUGAACAAGAAAAUGUAAUGUAUCUCACUAUAUAUUCUCCUUCAGGCCUUUGGAAAUAUAAUGAAAAUGACCCGGGCAUACAAUGUUUUUCUGAUGCUAAAGGAUUUGUUAGAGUAAUUGAUAUUAAUGAACUACCUUUAUAUAGAAUUGAUAAUGUUCAAUGUGAAUCUAGUUCUGAAUUAGAAAAUUUAGAUAAAAUUGUAUAUGCCAUAAAUCUCAUUACUGACAGAGCAGCUCAAUACUGGUGUGAAGGACACACAAAAGAUUUUUCUCUAAUAAAAACUGAAAAAAUCGUUGUAAACCCACAAGGUAACAAUGUGCAUGUAUUUUCAUUAGUUAUUAAAGUGUAUAUUUCCACUGAAGAUAUACAAAAUAUGCUAGAAACAAUCAAGGCCGAAUUAAGUUUAAAUAUAACAAAUAUAUUCAAAGCUAACAAAGUUCUUUUAAUGGAAUAUCUUGAAUAUUCUUCAGAUUAUUUAAUGGUUUUAUUACAUAUGGACAUAGCUAUAGAUGAUAUUUACCCCGAUCACGCAAGCAACAUUCAACAUACUUAUAACACUAUAUCGGACAUAGCAAAAACUGAACUACCUAAAUAUAACUAUAUUCUAAUUAAUAUAUCAAGUUCCAUGUACUGUCUACCUGCAACGUCAUUUGAUAAAUUUAUGACCCUUGACUGGGAGAUGACCUCUAUUGGACAUAUUGCUGCCCCAAAACAGUUUUGCUUACAAGAAAAUGGAUUACCAGUAAGAAGACAAUGCGCUGGCUCUUACUUAUUGGGAAGUUAUUGGGGAAGUGUAAAAGGAACCUGUGAUAAAAAUUAUAAGCCUAGCCACACGACCACAUUUUUAUAUAACUUUGUAAAAGGUCAGGUACCUGAUAAAAAUGCUACUCGUUUUCUCACAGAUGGACUCGGUUUUGUAUUAGCUGAUAUUGACAUUAUAAUUCCUGCAGAUAUAUAUUAUUUAUCUAUAUCACUACAACAUUUUUUAAAUAUAGCACAAGAAAAUGAAACUUCUAUGGAUAUGGGAAGUAUAGAACAUAUAGCAUGGGUCAUGGAUAGAGUUACUGUACUUGAUAAUCGUUACUUACAAUUAGCUCAAACACUUAAUUCAACUAAUAUUAUUUUAGAUUCUGUUAAUCGCAUUAUUGACAUGUUAGCUCAUAACAAUAUUCAACCUGAAGAAAAUCUAAGAAUGACAGGCAAGUAUUCACCAGAUUAUCAACUUGCGAUUCAACCACAAUUUAUUAUACAAAUUUCUUAUCCUUCAAAAAACAAUAUUAGUGGCCUAGCAGUCAUAAAAAAUUCUUCAAAUAAUAAUAAUUUUUUGGAUAUUGUAAUAAAACCUUUAUUCAAAAAUACAACUUUAGAAGAAGUUUUAUCCAUUGAUAAUUUAGAAAUUGCUACUUGGUUACCUAAUAAAGUUCUCGAUUCAUUGAAAAGGAUUGGAAAUGAAAGCAACGAUGAAAAUAUACAUAAUCAAGAUAUACACAUCAUUAUGAGCGUUUUCCAUAACGAUGCAAUAUUUCAAGAAGUUAAUAUAAAUAAAUAUAAAGUAAAUAGUCGCAUUAUCGGCGUUUCAAUACCAGGUUAUACAUCAAACUUCGAAAAACCUAUGCCGUUAGUAUAUAAAAAUUUAAACCCUCCUCUUUAUGAAAAAGUUUGUGGGUAUUGGGAUUUUCAAAUGAAUGAAUUAACUAAUAUUCCAGGAUUUUGGUCAAAUAGCGGCUGCUACCUCAAAAAAUCUAAUAAUGAUUUAGCUGUGUGUGAAUGUUAUCAUCUGACACAUUUUGGUCAACUGAUAGAUCUAGAAAGAAAUAAAAACUCUAGUACAAAUCAUGAUAUGGAAAAACAUAAUAGGUCACUUAAUAUAAUUUCUUUAGUGGUUGCGGUUCGGAUAGUAUCAGGUAUGUUACGAGAUUUUGCUACUUGUCAUGAUGACUUUGGUUUAAAACCACCAGAUGGAGUUCUGAAGGAGCAUACUUUCACGUGGCUUGGAUUUGCUCAAUAUUCUCACGUGUCAACAGGUCUACCUCAUCAUAGUAAGGCACCGCGUGUUGUACUGAUUCACAAGCAGUUUGCUGUUGGAACCGCUACAGACAUGCUACGCUUGCCUAAAAAUUAUAAACUGGGCAAUAUUAUAUUUGGCGAUUAUGCACGUGACGAAGAGGACUGCGGUCUAACUCGUUCACAAGCCAAAAUGGGUGUUAAGUGUCCUCGCGCUUAUAUAGAAAUUCCACUUUUGGACAUCACGCCUCACCCUGAAUAUUCUAGAUUCGGUGUAGGAAAUAGUUUGGCGCUUAUAAAACUCCUUCGUCCAGUUAAAUCUCAUUAUAUGAUACCUAUUUGUUUACCUUCCUUGAGCGAACGUGAAAAUAAACGGAAAAAUAAAUAUGUUUUCAUGGUUGAUUAUUUAAGCUCGGUUCCAAGAGACUUCGACUCAGAGAAAAUGGCUAAAAAGUCGUUAAAAAUGUACACUCACAAGGACUGCAGGAGACAUCGAAUGUUAUCAGUAUGCACCCGGCUAGGAAGUGAGGGAGUUACUCAUGUACUUUGCAGCUCUGGAUGUGGCAUCCGACCUGGUGCACCACUUAUUAGCCAUGCUCGAGAAGGAACGUUUCAACUGAUGGGUAUCGCAGUUGGUGGCGCUCCUUGCUCACGUCGCUCUAUGCGUCGACGACUUAACAGAGAGCCUCCACUCUAUAUAGAUGUAUACCCCUAUGUGACAUGGAUCAUGAAUUACAUUACCGCUCAUGUGCUUCCUCGGCCUUAUCCUGAAAGCUACAUGUUAAUGGAGGGUGGUUCAAGUAUGGGUAUAAACCGGGAAUUUUUAAGAGCACGACGAAAACAAAAGUUUGGCUGGCGAGCUCGUACAUAUGUUACUGGUAACUAUUGCUUUAAGAGCUUGAAAAAACAGAGGGCCGCGGCGUUUUUUUAUUCCGAAAGAUUUGAAGUUAAUGCCGAUCCGCCCGCUAAACUCAAUAUAAUAAUGAAGAUAUCAGCGGGUAUAGAAUGCACCAUUGUGUGUGCUAAAAUGCUUCUUCCAAAUCGGCUGUCCGUGCCUGUCAUUGAGGGAGUUGGCGGAUACAAUAUUACUAUAACUUUGAAUACCAUGUGGUUCCCGUAUACGUUCUACUUUGCGUUAGGGCUUAAUGGUAAAAAUACCACAGCAAAAGAUUUCAACAAGUGGAUUGUCGAAAGAUCUCCUGGUUUUUGG
Messenger RNA from Brenthis ino (lesser marbled fritillary), 4302 nucleotides. The record is from the annotation of a GenBank genome assembly. NCBI's taxonomy places the organism in Eukaryota, Metazoa, Arthropoda, Insecta, Lepidoptera, Nymphalidae.